UUUCACAAUGAAAAAUAUGGUAUUUAAAUGAUAGACAAGGAAUAAGAAGUUUAAAAGUUCAAAAAAAAAUUUCAGGAAUCUAAAAGAAAUCCCGAAAAAUCCCAAAUAAUCCCAAAUAAUCUCAAAUAAUCCCAAAUAAUCCCAAAUAAUCUCAAAUAAUCCCAAAUAAUCCCAAAUAAUCUCAAAUAAUCCCAAAUAAUCCCAAAUAAUCUCAAAUAAUCCCAAAUAAUCCCAAAUAAUCCCAAAUAAUCCCAAAUAAUCUCAAAUAAUCUCAAAUAAUCCCAAAUAAUUCCAAAUAAUCCCAAAUAAUCCCAAAAAAUCUUUUUUGGAUUUUAGAAUCUGUAAAAUCCCAAAUCCGCUUUUCCCCCCUUGUGUUAUUAUCAGUACUUUGUUGGACCAAAAAAGUUUCGGUCUAUCAAUAAAAACCUUGUCAAUUUUGUCUAUCGUUUUUUUUCCGACACAAGAGAAGUUUGCUCAUUGGUCUAAAAAUCCUGGUUACGCCGCUGAUCGAUAGGUGAUUUUUAAUACUAGAAAAGAUCAAUUUUGGUUCCUUUCUCUUUGCCUCAACUUGCUCCAGUAAAAUUCAUACAUAAAUAUAUCUCAAUUUAUCGGAGCAACAUCGUUUGUAUAUACUUUACCAUUAGUUGACUUUUGUCUGGCUUAUUAGAUGCGAAUUAUUUUUGUAAUACGUGCUCUAAAUUACCACUCUGAUUGACUCAAAAUCGAUGUAAUCUAAUCAAGUUCACUUCUUCAGCUGUUUGAAAGAUCUUCUUUUAGACUUUUUUCUGAGAUCUAUCUACAGAAACGGAUUUUGAAUCAAUUUGGCUUGUGUUAGUAUUUGAUCGAGUUUAACAUUCGAAUGGAUAGUACAAAAUAUAAUUACAGUAUUCGUUUUCUUCUCACAUAGUGAUUGUUCUCUAAUAGGAAAAGAAAUAAUUCUUGCUAAAUCUCAAUCAAGACUCACAGAAACACUAGUCUUUGUUGUUAGGUUAUUUACUUUGGGACUCUACCAAAAUAACAGUAGCCGGCUAUGAUAAUGGAACAAGAGCUUCGACUCCAGUUGGCCUAGAUCAUCCCAGAGGAAUUUUCAUUGAUGAAAACGAUAAUUUAUAUAUUGCCGAUAACUUUAAUAACAGGGUUCAAGUAUGGCAUCCAAAUGCUACAGUUGGGACAACUGUUGCUGGUGAUCCAAAUGGUGUCGCCGGAUGGACAAACGGUAAGAUGUAUUACCCAACGUUUGUUUAUGUAGAUUCUUCAGUGAACAUGUAUAUUAUUGAUAAUGGAAAUUCACGUGUUUUGCUUUGGUCUCCGGGCACCUCCGUUGGCACAACGAUUGCCGGUACUACUGGUAUCAAUGUCAAUUCAACAAGUUCAUUUGGUCAAGCAUGGACUAUGGCUGUCGAUACUUCAAAUAGUAGAAUUUACUUAGCCGAUCUAUGGUAUAAUCGAAUUAUGGUUUGGCCAUUUUUUGCCAAUGACAGCUCCUAUAUCAUUCCACUAUCGGAUAUUGUAGGCGUAACAAUUGAUAUAGGAGGAAAUGUGUAUGCGACAACUCAUCAUUUGAAUACGGUGACUCGUUUUCCAGCUGGAUCAACCAGUGGCACAGUGAUUAUAUCGUCAGGACUUUCACUUCCUUGGGCACUUCGAUUUGAUCAGUAUGGUAAUUUAUAUGUCGCCAAUACCGGUAGUGGUACUAUUGUUAUGUUCUGUGCUGGUUUCGCUGCAAAUUCUACUGGUAGCAUAGUCGUAAGUGGACUCAAUCAACCAGUUGAUAUUGCUUUCGACUCUCAAAUGAAUAUGUACGUUUGCGAAUAUGGAAAUCAUCGAGUAGUUAAACUGGCCAAAUUGCCUUGA
This is a messenger RNA of Rotaria sp. Silwood2, 1854 nucleotides long. Lineage: Eukaryota; Metazoa; Rotifera; Eurotatoria; Philodinida; Philodinidae. The record is from the annotation of a GenBank genome assembly.